Messenger RNA from Rhagoletis pomonella (apple maggot), 1275 nucleotides. RefSeq names its product protein ALP1-like. Lineage: Eukaryota; Metazoa; Arthropoda; Insecta; Diptera; Tephritidae. The transcript has 2 exons. The coding region runs from base 17 to 1186 and encodes 389 amino acids. The record is from RefSeq and is a predicted model, not a curated record.
UUUGACAGUUGCUUUGAUGCACAAGAAGACUAUCGAGUUUGCAAUUUAUAAAAUGCAGCAAUUAUAUAGAAAAUAUUUGCCUUUGAUGAUUUCAAUUCUUCUGGAACUGAAAUCCAUGCAUUUAUUAGACCUUUUAGCAGUAAUAUUAGAAAUAAAAACACGUCAAAACCGUCUGGGUAUUAUGUACAUGCAACAAGACGUUUAUUCCAAAAUACUAAGCAGCAUUAUGAACGGCGAUAACAAGACUACAAAAAUGCAUCUUAGGUUGUCCUCUGCUUCGUUUCGAAAAAUUGUAACUCACAUUCCCAAAAAGCGCCACGGAUGGUCAGUGGAGUACGAAGUCAUUUGCUUUUUGUAUUGGAUGGCAUGUGGAUGCAGCUAUCGAGUAGUUGCUGGAUUUUUAGGCAUAAGCCGUUUCACUGCACGAAACGUUAUUCACAAAACCUUGAAAGAAAUUAUUGCAAUGCGUGGUUUAAUACGGCAUGGAACUGCAAAAGAAAAUGAAAGGGUUGCUGAUAAAUUCUGCCAAAAAACAAAAUCAAACGCGUUUCGUAAUUUUGUUGGAGCGAUUGAUGGCACACAUAUUCGCAUAAAAUGUCCUGUCAACAAACACGAUGAAUACAUCAAUCAUAAAAGGUUCUAUUCUAUCCAGGCGCAGGCGGUUGUGGACAGCGAUUAUAAAUUUACAGAUGUUUUCAUUGGCUACCCAGGAUCUGUACACGAUACACGAGUGUUUGUGAAUAGCCCCUUAUAUGCUAGGGGAGACUAUCCUCCCCGGGGCCAAUUCUUAUUCGGUGAUAAAGGAUACCCAUGCCAAACGUUUCCGGUGGCAGUUAUCACCCCAUUCAAAGAACCUCUGACAUCAAAUCAAGCCAGGUUCAACGUUGCGCAUAGUAGAGGAAGAAUAGUUGUUGAAGCAGCUUUUGGAAUUUUAAAAAAUAGAUGGAGAAACAUAUUUAAUAGAGAUUUGGAAUUGAAAAUUGAAAACUGUAUAAAAACCGUAUUUGCGGCAUUUAUAUUGCACAACAUUUGCAUUCUUGCAGAUGAUUUUGACCUAUCUUCCCUGGCUACUGAGAAUGAAACUAUUAAUAUAGAAUCGGUCCAAUUUGCGCGAAAUAUAUCCGACUCUGAAGAUGGUUUAAGAGUACGAAAUGAAAUUUUCAAUGAAUUCCUUCAAACUAUUUAAGUAUCAAUAAAACAAGACUUAAUUAAAGAGUUUCUUAGGUUUUUAUUUACAUAUGCAUAUCAAAAAUACUUAUUUUUUUUUUAGUUUUU